Trematosphaeria pertusa is the source of this 1146-nucleotide messenger RNA. RefSeq lists its product as uncharacterized. Gene Ontology annotation, molecular function: protein binding. Bases 1 to 1146 code for a protein of 381 amino acids. Gene Ontology annotation, cellular component: endoplasmic reticulum membrane. Gene Ontology annotation, biological process: ERAD pathway. Lineage: Eukaryota; Fungi; Ascomycota; Dothideomycetes; Pleosporales; Trematosphaeriaceae. The record is from RefSeq and is a predicted model, not a curated record. The transcript has 2 exons.
AUGCGAACCAACAAUCGGCUCGAAUAUUUUAAUUCGGCCAAAGAUCUGCUUGCCGUGAAACCCAACGUAGCUGACCGGAUUGUCGCCGAAUUUGAGGCCGCCUCCAAGGAUAAGGUUGACCCUGCGACCAAUGUGCGGCAACUAGCCAAAAAAUACAAGCUGCAACUAGGAGACCUCACAUACAUUGCCAUUCCAAUCCUUCGAAUACCCGACGUAAAAGAUCCGAACGCACGCCUUCCGCCCAGCCAGCACCCAAAUAUAGCCGCCCGUCUCCUUCUCGCAUGCAGUGCCGCUAAAGAGUACUUAGCGACUCUGCAGAUACUCAGCGCCGUAUAUCUCAGCACCAUGGACGGCUUCCCAACAGCUAAAGACAUUGUCCGUCUUUUCUCGACGGCCGAGAUCGACGAGUGCAAGAGAAUGCUGGAGACAUUAGCAGAGGAAGGAAACACGGAUGCUAUGACAUUGCAAGGGCAGUUCUUGGAAAGAGCUGGUCAACAGCAGCAAGCACAAGCUUUGUACGAAAAGGCCUUGGAGAAGUGCGACACGAAGUUCAAUCCGAUGAUUCCGCAUCCGAUGGCGGAACCUAGAAUGCCUCCAUGGACCGCUCUAGGGCUGAUGAUGCAGUCUAAAAAUACUCCUCAGGCGCGAGCUAAAGCCAAGGCGGCUUUUGAGAAAGGGGCCGUCAAAGCCGAUGAUCCGCUUGCCUACUACCAUCUCGCCUCUUUUGAAAAUGGUAGGAACACAAACUGGCUGAAAUACAUGAACAAGGCCGCCGCCUCGGGUCAUUUAGAAGCCCAGUACAACCUCGCAAACUUCUACAUGGACGUUGGAAUGGAUAAGACUGCUCUUUCAAAGGAUCGCAAGAUUACCCGGGCUAUUACAUGGAUGACACAGUGGAGACAAGGCAGUGCUGACAAUCUCGCACGUGAGUGGUUCAAGGUCGCUGCUGACAGCGGUCAUAAGCCUUCGAUGCUGGAGCUAGCCGAGCUCUAUGGCAUCGAAGGUGAUGAGGAGAAGUCCAAAGAUUAUUUGCGACGCAUGGCAGAAUCUCCUCCAGCUAAGAAGACGGAGAAGUGGCCGCAGCUGGCCGAACUGGCAAGAAAACGGCUUGCUGGGGUGAAGAUUGCUUUUCCCAGGCCUGUGUAA